GCCCAUUUUAUACCCACUGGUGCCAGGUUUCCGUGUUCCCAGGGCAGAUUCCCCGGGGGGUGGUGUGGAGAGGGGCCCAGGCUGGUGUUGGGAUCCCUGCCCACGGGGGAAGAGCAGGGGCAGGCAGACGCUCUGAGGCCAUAGGAUUGCCUCUCAGCGGGUGCCUGUAUGCCGAUCCCAGGGACAGAUCUCUGCCUGUGCCUGGCACGGUUUUCUAAGGUCAGUUUCUAACCGUUGGGAGCGUGUUAAUGAGACUCAACGGGGGUGCUCAGGACAGAGUGCCACCUGGCAUGGGGAAACCGGGCAUCUGAUCUGAUGGGGAGUGGGGUACAGGGUCCAUCGCCUCCAGGAUGAGGCAUGGGGCACAGGACCUGCCACUACCAGGUCACUGCUUCAAAUCUGCCCUGGUCAGUCAUAACCAUUCCUGUCCCGUGGUUUUUGUGGCAUGGGGAGGGCAUCUCCACCUACCAUGCUUUCUGCCUCUGUAGAAACCCUACUAUUCUCCUGGCUUCUCGGUGUCUUUCCCCACUUUCAUACCCCCCCCACCCCCGGUGAGCAUGCCCAGCAGGUGGGUGGGUGUGGGGUAGAGGGAGCAGCUGGCUCUCCUUAUCCAUUUCCCCCUGUCUCUGCCUUCCUCUGGCAUGUGGUGACAGAGCAGAGGAGGUGUGAGACAGUGCAGGCGAGUUUCCGGAAUCACUGCAGUGUUCUAGGUGUGUGGAUGCUGCUAGCAGCCCAGCCCUAGAUGGAAUGAGAGGAGGAAGUUCCCCACUCCAAAGCCGCCUUGUUUAAAAAGCAAAUUUUCCUUAUCUGUAAGCUGGAGUGUGUAAUUAAACUAAUCUAGAGGUGCUGCCAUGCCCCUUGGGGAUACUCACCAGCAGAAGGGUGGCUUGUUUGGCUUACCAUAUGUUGCUUGGGAAAAGGUUUAAACUAACCCAGAAAAAUGGUCUCUUAUAGUGGAAUAAGGCUUGUCCAUGGCGGAGGAUGGAUGGGUAGUGGUGGUGGGGUUAUACUGGUGUAACUAUAGUGGUAUAAUUGAUAAAACUUUCCCAUGUAGACAAGGCCUAAGUAAGUGCCCAUGCAACAAUGGCAGUUUAGCUACAUAACCAGCCAGUUGCGGAUGCACAUCCUGCACUUGAGGGCACCUUCAUGUGCGCUUAUGAAGGUUAGGAAAAUGUGCCCCUGAGGCUAUAGCCGUGUAUAAUAAUAAACCAAACAGAAGCCAAAUCCUGUCAACUUCCCUUACUCCAGGGACCCGGAGUCUGAAAUCCAGUGGAACUCGUCUCCAGAGUCGGGCGGAUCCAUCGAGGCAGCUGAAGUGGAAUGGUAGCUCACACUCGAUGGAUCCCAGACCCGCUCAGAACUGAGGCGCUUAGGUGACUUUUGAAGUCAAGGAUCUUGGAGUGGCGUUUCCUCCCAUAGCAUGGGGCUUUCAUUCCUGGUUUGCCUCUCUCUGGGGUUCAUGCUCACCGGAGUUUCUUUCAGCACUUGGCAGUGCCCGCGGAUUCCCUAUAGCACUACCAGGGACUUCACUGUCAAGUAUGAGCUGCCUAGCUUCACCGCGGAUGGCCCCAUCCAGAACAUUGUCACCUACAAGGAUCCGAGCGGAGCAGCCGCCCUCUUUGUGGCGGUGCGGAACAAGAUCUACGUGGUGAACCCGGCACUGGCAAACUCAUCAAUCAUCGUGACUGGCCCCGUGGGCAGUGCCCAGUGCGAGAUCUGUGCCCAGUGCCAGGAGCCGGGAGAUGGCCGGAAGCUUGAAGACACAGAUAAUGUGGUUCUGGUGAUGGACCCAUCUGAGCCAUGGUUAUACAGCUGUGGCACUUCCCAGCAUGGCCGGUGCUUCCAGCACGAAUUGGAAAUCCAAGAUAGCCUGGUGGUGGUUAGUGCCACCUACUGUUUGUAUGCAGCUCAGAACAGUCCUGAUGAGUGCCCAGACUGCGUGGCCAGCCCCCUGGGGACGAGGGUCCUGGUGACUGAAACCAGCCGUGUUUCUUACUUCUACAUUGUCUCUACCAUCAAUAGUAGCAUAGCUGCAAGGUACAGCCCGAAAUCUGUGUCUAUCCGGAGACCGAAGGCCACUUUGGAUGGGUUCUCCUGUGUUUCCGAUUCCCUCAACGUGCUUCCAGAGUUCCAGGACUCCUACCCCAUUGAUUACGUGUAUUCCUUUAGUGCCCAGGACUUUGUGUACUUCCUGACUGUCCAAAAGGAGAGCCCCACAUCCAGAUCAUACCACACGCGGCUGGUGCGGCUGACAGCCAAGGAGCACAACAUGAAUCGGUACCGCGAACUGGUCCUGGAUUGCCGCUUCGAGUCCAAGCGCAGACGGAGGCGGAGCUCGGACAGGGAGCACAAGCACGAUGUGGCUUUCAACGUGCUGCAGGCAGCCCAUGUGGCCCGGCCAGGCCCAAAGCUGGCCCAGGAAAUCAGCGUCAACGAAACCGACCUGGUCCUGUUCGGUGCGUUCGCUGAGAGUGAGGCAGAGAGCUCCAUGCCUCGCUGGUACUCGGCUGUGUGCGCCUUCCCCGUGCACCAGAUCAACCAGGCCAUCGAGGAUGGGAUGUCCAAGUGCUGUGGCGUUGCCCAGCGUGAGCUGCUGCGAGGGCUCAGCUUCUUCCAGGCCGUUGAGUACUGCCCCCACAACGUGAACCUCUCAUCUCCGGUGGUGGAUACCAGCUGCUGGAACAAGCCCACCCUGGUCACCACGGCCCCCUACAAGGUGGAUCUGUUCAAUGGGCACAUGGCCGGAGUCCUGCUCACCUCCAUCUUUGUGAUGGCCCAGGGCAAUGUGACGGUCGCCCACCUGGGCACGGCGGAGGGGCGCAUCAUGCAGGUGGUGCUUCAGCGAUCCAGUUCCUACACCGUCACCUUGGCCAAUUUCUCCCUGGGCAAGGAGCUGCCGGUGCUGCGGGAGGUUGGCCUGCUGCAGGACUCUCUGCUCUUUGCCACCGGAAACAAGGUGUCUCAAGUCGCCAUCACCGGCCCAGGCUGCCGCCACUUCCUGACAUGCCAGCGCUGCCUGCGGGCAGAGCGCUUCAUGCGGUGCGGCUGGUGUGGGGGCGUGUGCACUCGGCAGGAGGACUGUGCGGCACUAUGGACUGAGAAGAGCUGCCCUCCCAUUCUCACUGACUUCCACCCCCGAAGCGCCCCCUUGCAUGGCCGCACCCGGGUGACGCUCUGUGGGAUGGGCUUCCAGUCACGCCGGCACUUCACUGCCGCCGUUGGGUCCCCCGUGGCUGGUAGCACCUACCAGGUGAAGGUGGGGCAGAGGGACUGCACCGUGCUGCCUGAGGAGAGCCUGGACAGGAGGCCCCCCGUGCUGCCCCCCACCAAGGCCGCUGUAGACGUGCUGGUGUGCAAGCUGGAGCUGAGCAGCGACCAGGUGGUGGCGGGGCCUGUCACAGUUCAGCUCACCAUCGAGGAGCAGACGAGGGACCCGCCCUUCCACGUCAGUGGCUCCUCAUCCCUCGGUGGCUUCAUCUUUGUGGUGCCGAACGUCACUGCCAUCCGCCCUGUGUACGGCCCGCUGGCUGGCGGGACCCAGCUCUCCAUCUGGGGCCGAAACCUGACCGUGGGCAGCAGCUGGAGGGUGAUGCUCGGAGGGGCAGAGUGCCCCGUGGCGGGGCAGCAGAGCCCCACCGAGAUUCGCUGCACCAGCCCUGCAGCCAGCAACCUGCAUGCUGUUCCCGUGGCCCUGUGGAUAGAUGGGGAGCAGUUCCCUGCCCCGGAGCCAUUCCAGUACCGCCCAGACCCCGUCCUCCACGACAUCUCCCCCAACUGCACCUACGAGGGUUCGGCCCUCACCAUCCGUGGCACCAGCCUGGACUCCGUAUAUUACCCCAGAAUCCAAUUUGUGGACGCCAGCAUGGCGACGGAGGCCAAGGUGUGUGCGGGGCCGCGCUCUCCCGAGCAGCUGGUGUGCCAGAGCCCAGCCUACCCCUUCGCUAACAGGGUGGAGAGCGCCCAUGGCAAUCUGACCGUGCUGCUGGACGGCUCCCCUAGGCACAGGGCUUUCCACCUGCGCUACUACCCCACGCCUCAGAUCCUGCCCUUUGAGCGCGACAACACGUACCACCUCAAGUCUGGUGACGACGAGAUCGAGAUCCACCAAAUCGGGUUGGAUGCGCUGGUGGGCUGCAUGAGCAUCACUGUGACUGUGGCGGGCCAGGACUGCCACCCCAGCGUGCUGAAGAAUGAGGUGACCUGCCGGAUCCCCAGGAACCUUAGCCUCCCCCUGGAUGGAGUCCCUGUGCAGAUCUGUGUGAAUGGCGCGUGCCAGCACCUGGGCUUGGUGGUGGCCACUGUCUCCCCAGACCCCCUGACUGGCAUCCUCUUGGGCAUUAUCACCAUCUUCGUGUUCGGCUGCCUCCUGGCGUUCCUGGUGGUGAAAUGCAGACGCAGGAAGGAGAUGGGGACCGAGAAUUUGGAGAUGCUGGUGAAUCCCAAUGGGAAUGCCCCCAGCUUUGCCCUGCUCCCCUCCUUCAUGGACUACCGGGAUGUGCAGGCCACUCCCAGCGGUGGCUUUGCCAGCAGGCGCUUCCGAGAUGCCUCCUACGUGGGCAGUAGCAACAGCUCUGCCAUGCCACUUGUGAGGAUGCCGUCCUGUUGCAUCGAAAACCUCCGUCCCGAGCUGCUGGAGGAGGUAAAGGACAUCCUGAUCCCAGAGGAGCGGCUGCUAACACACUGGGACCGGGUCAUCGGCAAAGGGCAUUUCGGGAGCGUGUACCACGGCACGUACAGAGAUCUGUCAGAGAGGGAGAUCCACUGCGCCGUCAAAUCCCUGAACCGGAUCACUGACGUGGAGGAGGUGGAGGAGUUCCUGAAGGAGGGGAUUCUCAUGAAGAGCUUCCAUCACCCCCACGUCCUGUCGCUGGUGGGUGUCUGCCUGCCACGCCAGGGAUUGCCCCUGGUUGUGCUGCCCUACAUGAAGCACGGAGACCUCCGGCACUUCAUCCGCUCCAAGGAACGGAACCCGACGGUGAAGGACCUGAUAGGCUUCGGGCUGCAGGUGGCGCAGGGCAUGGACUAUCUGGCCCACAUGAAAUUUGUGCACAGGGACCUGGCUGCCAGGAACUGCAUGUUGGACCAGACGUUCAUGGUGAAGGUGGCGGAUUUCGGCCUGGCCCGGGACGUCUUUGAUAGGGAGUAUUACAGUAUCCGGCAGCACCGCCAGGCCAAGCUGCCCGUCAAGUGGAUGGCACUCGAGAGCCUGCAGAUCCAGAAAUUCACCACCAAGUCGGACGUAUGGUCCUUCGGAGUCCUCCUGUGGGAGCUGCUGACACGUGGGGCCCCACCGUACCCUGAGGUGGAUCCCUACGACAUAACGCACUACCUGCUGAGUGGCCGGCGUCUGCCGCAGCCUGAGUACUGCCCGGACUCGCUGUACGCGGUGAUGCUGAGCUGCUGGGCUCCGAGCCCCGAGGAGCGCCCCACCUUCUCCGCCCUGAUUGGGGAGGUGGAGUGCAUCAUGGCCUCCCUGAAGGGCGAGCACUACAUUAACCUGAGCGUCACCUAUGUCAACCUGGAGCCUGGCCUGUCCAGCCCGUCAGUGCCGGGCUCCGAGGACGAGCUGGCCUCUAGCGGGGAGGAGGGUGAAGCAGCUGCCGUGUGCUAGGGGGCGCUCUCCACCCGCGUGGCACCAGGAACGCAGUCAGAGCUGGCCAGGGAGACCUGGGCUGGGCAGUACACCAGGGGGCUGUGGCGACAUGAUGUGAGGAGGCGCCAGCGCCCAGCUGGGCUCCCAUUGGCACUGCCUGGCACUGGACAGGGAUGCUGACCACUACCUGAUAUUCUACCUGAUAUUUAUUGUGUAGCGAAGAGACACAGCAACUAUUUUAAUACAAAGGAAACGUCAAAAC
This is a messenger RNA of Malaclemys terrapin pileata, 5855 nucleotides long. It is a transcript of the gene MST1R, whose product is annotated as macrophage stimulating 1 receptor. The record is from RefSeq and is a predicted model, not a curated record. NCBI's taxonomy places the organism in Eukaryota, Metazoa, Chordata, Testudines, Emydidae. Gene Ontology annotation, cellular component: signaling receptor complex; membrane. The transcript is spliced from 21 exons. Bases 1421 to 5611 code for a protein of 1396 amino acids. Gene Ontology annotation, molecular function: ATP binding; protein binding; transmembrane receptor protein tyrosine kinase activity. Gene Ontology annotation, biological process: positive regulation of kinase activity; nervous system development; cell surface receptor protein tyrosine kinase signaling pathway.